Messenger RNA from Amaranthus tricolor (Joseph's coat), 1477 nucleotides. RefSeq names its product probable 3-hydroxyisobutyrate dehydrogenase, mitochondrial. The record is from RefSeq and is a predicted model, not a curated record. Gene Ontology annotation, biological process: L-valine catabolic process. The transcript has 10 exons. Lineage: Eukaryota; Viridiplantae; Streptophyta; Magnoliopsida; Caryophyllales; Amaranthaceae. Gene Ontology annotation, molecular function: 3-hydroxyisobutyrate dehydrogenase activity; NADP binding; NAD binding. The coding region runs from base 162 to 1235 and encodes 357 amino acids.
UCGAGACAGAGAUAAUACCCGCUCCCUCAGUAUGAAAAAAUACUCGAACUCUGACUCAGCCAUUACGUCGUCUUUCUGCACUUUAACGACCCUCCUUUUUGAUUCCAUUUCUUGCGAUAACGAUCCCAAAUCUUCGAAGAAGUUCAAAAUUUGCGGUAGUUAUGGGUAAUUGGAGAAUCAAAUUGCUGAAUUCUUAUGCUAAAUUGUCUAAUUCUUCUGCUACAACUGUUUUCCAGCAAUCGCGAUUCCGAAGCUUUUCUUCCUUCAACACGCAAACGCAAUCACGAUUACAGAAUGUGGGUUUCAUUGGAUUGGGAAAUAUGGGAUCACGCAUGGCUAUGAAUCUUCUCAACUCAGGAUUUAGUGUCUCUGUCCAUGACAUAAAUAGGGAUGCACUAAAGCUAUUUUUGGAUAAGGGUGUUGCUAUCAAGGAAACACCCAAAGACAUAGCAGAAGCAAGUGAUGUUGUCAUUACAAUGCUUCCUUCAUCCUCUCAUGUCUUGGAUGCUUAUAUGGGGUCUAAUGGUUUGCUUCAUUGUCGCAGUUCUCUGCGACCAUGGCUAUUUAUUGAUUCCUCUACCAUUGAUCCACUAGUGUCAAGAAAACUCUCUCAGUCUGUUUCUGGUUGUGGCUUAAAGGAAAAGCUAGAUUGUCUGGAGAAGCCUGUGAUGUUAGAUGCACCUGUUUCCGGUGGUAUACUUGCAGCAGAAUCUGGAUCCUUGACCUUUAUGGUAGGAGGCCCUCAGGAAGCCUACCGGGCAGCUGAAGCAUUGUUUCUUUCCAUGGGAAAAGCAUCUAUUUAUUGUGGUGGAGCAGGAAAUGGCUCUGUUGCAAAGAUAUGCAACAAUCUGGCGAUGGCUAUUAGCAUGGCUGGGGUGUCAGAAGCCCUUGCCAUUGGUCAAUCUUUGGGAAUUUCUGCUAGUACUCUGACUAGGAUAUUUAAUUGUUCAAGUGCUCGUUGCUGGAGUAGUGAUAAUUAUAACCCUGUUCCAGGGGUGAUGGAUGGAGUUCCUUCAUCAAGGGAUUAUCAUGGCGGUUUUGCGUCUAAACUUAUGGCGAAGGACUUAGAUCUUGCUGCUGCUUCGGCAAAGGAAGCCGCCGUCAAACAUCCAUUGACAUGUAAAGUGCAAGAGAUAUACCAUGAACUGUGUAAAGAAGGCAAUGAAGCAAAGGAUUUCUCGUGCGUUUACCGCCUUUUUUAUGGAGGAAAGGAUGAAUCUUUACAUUGUGAAUAAUCGACAGCCGAAGGUUCUGUUAUAAAUAGCUUAUGUACUUGGAAUAUUGUUUUAUACUUAGCUUAUGUACUUGAAGUGAUGAUAGCAGUUUACAAUUGUUAGGCAUGAACUUGCAAUGAUGAUAACAGUUGCUAUUCUAAAUGGAUUAUGUGAUUAUGUGCACCUGCCAAUAGUUAGGCAUGAACUUGAAAUGAUGAUAGCAGUAUUGUAAUGGUUAUACGUAGCGAACAUGUAAACUUGUU